AUGGACUUUUGGAAUCGAUUGCUAGGCACCACCAUCACACCAAAGAAACCUCCCAAACCCGCAAACGAUCCAACCGCCCGACUCAAUACAUUCAAACGUGUAUACAACACUAUUCUCGAGCUAUGCGACCGACCAAGAAACCUCGCGACCGAAGCUCCUCUUCUGGACGAGCUCAAUGUCCUCCUGGCACGCCUUGUUGCUCUGCUGCGACAUGAGACGCGAGCACCCGUCCCACAUGUCUGCUUUCGAUUCGCCGCCAGCAAGCAAAUCUACGCUGCCAUCGCAAGAGCCGCCACUGUCAGCCAGUAUGAGCCGGUCAUUCGAUCGAGCAUCGCCGUCUUCGUCUCGCUUGCAGACAGUGAAGAGGAGGACUUCUUGGCAAGCGAGCACUUCGCCAAGUGCUUAAUGAGACUUGUCCGGAAAGUCAUCGAGAGCGGAGAGGUGCUUGUCGAUACGGAUACCGAGACCUCCAUAUUAGAACUGCUCUUCACCAUAGCAGCAAAGAUCCGCCUCCAGCCGGACAUUCUGCCGGUAUGGUUUCAGUCGACCGCGAACCCAGACUUGGAAGACGUGUUCGUGCGCGAAAAGAAAAGCUUCGUUGGCAUCACACAGAAAGACGAUUUUCCGCUUUGCUAUAUCUUCAUUGAGCGCGUCCACCACGAAGGUCGAAUCGGGGACUUCGCGCGCACUGGACUCCUCUACAUUUUCGAAGCCACUGGUCGGUCUCUCGAUUUAGAAGAGUGGGUCCUUUCCAGUGACCUGCCAACAUUGAUGGCUUCUGGUCUGGGAGCGCUAUACAGCCAGCUGAGUCGUGAACUGAGCAUUCUUCACGCGGACGCCGAGCUGCCUGCAGUCCUCGCUAUGAGCGACUACUCGACCACGCACCCACGAGCGACUGCCGAGUCUUCCUUCUCGCAGAGGCAUACAUCACACAUGACCACCUUCCUUUCGUACUUGGCCUUUUGGCAGGAUUUGCUAGACCACUGCAGGAGCGCGGACGUGAAGCAGACACUGCUUGAUCACUUUCAGAUAUUAUUCCUGCAGCAGCUGCUUUAUCCAUCAAUAUUGCAGUCGUCAGCUACUGAUGCAGGAAGCUCGGUUGCCGUUCUCACAUACAUGAAUGCGGUUUUGGACGCUCUGGAGUACCCGGACUUGCUGCACAUGAUCUUGAUCUAUCUUUUAGCAAUUGAAGAUGGAACAUCGGCGCCAUAUACUCCUGCCAAGGCUGACCAGCCUCCGAGGUCACCGACAACCAUUCGGCGGAGGCAAAGCUUGAUGCUACUGAGUGCCCCUAAGAACCCAGACGAUGCUGUCGAGCCUAUUUUGUUCAAUCUCGUCGACUUGAUCACCACCAACGUCGAAUCAAACAAUAGCCAGUCUGUAUUUGCAGCACUGAAGCUGGCAUCGACCUUGAUAACGCGUCACAGAAAGUAUGCAUUCGGGUCCCUUCUGAAGGUCGACAAGGUGGCAUCGCGUCCGAAUCGCCGGACGAUCGGAGCAUUUGAAAAAGAGAUUGAUCAGUACUCCCAUCUUGCGGCAUCCAUUCAUCCACAUUACAGCGUCGACACUGCUUAUACCCGUUUAUCAGAAGACACACGAUACGUCAUUGAAAGCCAAGUUCCAGCCUUGCCUACAGCUGCUGACAAUAACAUCGGGGAAGUCUAUACAUUGACGCUUCUUGACAAUGACCCGCUGCUGCGCUCUAUGCUGGCUCUGCUGAGAACAUUCUUCACAAACAGCGUUGACGUUAAUCUCGGCUUAACUCAAGCUAUCAUAUCCAUCGCACAGUGUGUUGAGAUUCGGCUGGACAGCUGGAUCGCUUUAACGCCAUCGACACCCUCAACUGCCGUGGAACCCUCUUUGUCAGGAAAGGCUUGGCAGACCCAUCUGGACGGUCCUGAAAGGGAGACUUGGGCCGCAAUGAGUACAGCCUUACAGACACCCAGCUUCAACGCGAGCACAUCACCGAUUUUGUAUAAAGAGAUUGCGACUCUCUUGGCGGAAUUGGAUACGGUCAGGACUGUUAUACCCAACUUUGACCAGCUCAUGGCUGGAAGGAAAGUAAUGCUUCAGGCUGCACCGAUCGAUCACUCAAACACUGGAGAAGCAUCGUCCAUCAUGGAUGAUCCUAAUCGGCAACCACAACCCCUGGAGGUAUCUAGAGCUGUUGGUCGCCACUCAAGAGCCGCCAGCAGAUCUGGACGCGGACGAGCCGGUGAUCAACUACUAAGUCCAAGCAACACCGGAUAUCCUACUCCACGCAUUGACACAGCAAGUGCUACAGCCUCUCCAACGGCCUCUCGGACAGCUUCGAAAGCCAGGGUUGCCGAGUCGAGCGCAUCAGCGCCUGGAAAGUCUAUGUACAAACCACCGCCUCCUGAGACGCCAUCCACGACAGACAUUCUGAUGCAGGUCAUCACAUUCACCGAUCAGUCAAAGGAGGUUAACGUACUGGAAGGUAACACCGGCGAAGCGGAUGAGGCAUCCGAGGACCAGAUGCCAAUGGCACGCAAGGCGAGCCUGAAUCACAUAUUGACCAAUGUUGUGAUACUACAGGAAUUCGUGCUGGAAAUCCUCGCCGUGAUACAAAUUCGCGCAGCUGUUUUAGGCGAGAAAGAGAUUCGACAUUCGUGACUUGUACAGCUAGAGUAGCUCUCCGAGCUUUUGCGAACGUUUUUGCAAUUGAGAUACCCAGCAAUACCAUUGUUCAGCCCUUCC
Messenger RNA from Pseudocercospora fijiensis CIRAD86, 2718 nucleotides. RefSeq lists its product as uncharacterized. The transcript has a single exon. Lineage: Eukaryota; Fungi; Ascomycota; Dothideomycetes; Mycosphaerellales; Mycosphaerellaceae. Bases 1 to 2634 code for a protein of 877 amino acids. The record is from RefSeq and is a predicted model, not a curated record.